Linum trigynum is the source of this 4546-nucleotide messenger RNA. Lineage: Eukaryota; Viridiplantae; Streptophyta; Magnoliopsida; Malpighiales; Linaceae. The record is from the annotation of a GenBank genome assembly.
CCGGAAAACCGAAAAGAAGCGGGAAACAUUAAACGGCUGGCGAUUCUUAUACUUUACCGUGUCAAGCUCGAGCGCCGCGUAACCGGUAACCUCCCCUCGGCUCGGCCGACGAUCACGAUCCCGUCCUCCGCCUGCGAUGUGACACAAUUGCCCCGUACGUGUCGGCCCCAAAACUCUGCCUUAACCACGAAGAGGUCCAAGGCUAAGUUGGUCAAUUUAACAUUUCCCUCAAAGACAAGAUCAAUUCAUAUUAUCAAAAUUUUAUAAUUAUCUUGAGGUUUGUACGGUAAACUAAUUCAUAAUCUUAUCUUAUCCGAUAUCAAAUAUAACCGGGUAAAGUUAUUUUCCUCCAUGUCAAUUGUUAAUGGCAUAAUGGUAAAAGUAUGCACGAAAAUUUUCGUUUCGAUGAAUCAAUAUAGAAAUGAGACAAUUGAUCAUUUUCGUUUGGAUGGAUCAAUAUAGAAAUGAGUCAAUUUGAUCAAUUGUCUCAUUUUAUAAACGAUGCAUUUUUUUAUGAAUAUAAACGAGGAAAUUAAAACGUGUCAAUUCGAAUCACCUUCCUACACAUCAUAUAAUUGAAAUUGAAUUAAAACGAAUCAAUUCAAAAUAUCUCAAGCAAAUUGAUCCAUCCAAUUUUUUUGUGGCAAACGAGUCAAUUUGAUACAAUUGUGUCAUAACAAAAAAAUUACGUCAAAUUGAUCUAUUACGAUUUCUCAUCCAAUAAGAGUUUUUGUAAACCAAACAGGAUUACAAACGUGGAAUUUCAAUCCACAAAGUUAUCACACUAAGCACACGUGCAUCUUAACGGUAAGUAAUUAAUUUGCACCGGGUAAUUUUUAGGGAUUUGGGAAUUGGGAUUUGGGGGCAUUGAAAAGGAACCAAGAAAAUAGACGAUGACGGAAUUUACCACGAGACGGCAUAACCCAAACCGUUUACCCCGUUACUGCCAGAUCAUUAAGAAAAGGAAACUCUAUGGACCAUAAUAACAAAAGAAAAAUCUCCUACAUAAUAAUAAUCACCAACAAGAAAAAAAAUACAACCGUCAGAUCAGGAUAUUCCCAGGAAACAGUAGUCCAAUCCUACGGCUGUUAUCAUAUUUCCUCACUUCUUCUGAAACGGUUUUCCUUUUCCGUGUCUAUUUUGGAUUUUUUACAAAUCUUUGUUGGGUUCGUCUUUGCAAUUUCCUCGCCAUCUCUCUUGUCUAUAAAUAACUGGAGAAGCCAGAGGGAGGAGGAGAGAAUAGUUAUCGAGCGGCAAUCCAAAAAGGCAAAAACAGAGAGAGGGAGCGAGAGUUCUCUCCUUCUGCCCAAACAAAGCACCUUUCAAUUGGAAAUCGUUCUCGGUGGCCAUUGGUAUCGCUUUCCGAGGUGGAAUUUGGGUUCGUCUCGCUGAUUUCGUGGGAUAUAUCUCUCUCCCUCGAUUUGGGUUUGGAUUGAGAGGAGGAGAGGGAUAGCUGGAUUUCAGGUGAAGCCAUUGUCGUACACAUUGAGGGAGGAAGGAAGCAGGGGAUUUGUGGGGUUCGUCUUUAUCUUCUGUGGGGUGGGUUUUGUUCCUGAUCAUAGAAAUUUUCUGUGGUGGAUUUUGGGGGAAUCAUGGAGGAAGGAGGGUAUUACAGUUCGAAGAAAUCUGAUGAUAUAUGCGAGAACAUUUGCGGCCAGUCUGCCAGAGGGCCUCUAAGCAUGUCUCGACUGAAAUGCAUCCUGCGAGGCUUUGACUUCAAGACCUGUCUUCUGAUAUUCAUAGCCAUUCCUCUGAUAGUCUUGGGAGUCUAUGUCCACGGGCAGAAGAUCACCUACUUCCUGAGACCACUAUGGGAGAGACCUCCAAAGCCCUUCAAUGUCAUCCCGCAUUACUACAAUGAGAACGUGACGAUGGAAACUCUCUGCAAGCUCCACGGCUGGGGGGUCCGUGAGUCCCCCAGACGAGUAUACGAUGCUGUUUUAUUCAGCAACGAAGUCGACAUGCUCACCAUUCGGUGGAACGAGCUGUACCCUUAUAUAACACAGUUUGUGCUUCUAGAGUCGAACUCUACAUUCACUGGACUGCCUAAGCCGCUCAUCUUCGCAGGCAAUAGGGACAAGUUCAAGUUCAUUGACCCUCGGCUUACUUACGGGACGAUUGGAGGAAGGUUUAAGAAGGGGGAGAAUCCAUUUGUUGAAGAAGCUUAUCAGAGAGUUGCACUAGACCAGUUGAUCAGAAUUGCUGGGAUUGAAGAUGAUGAUUUGCUGAUAAUGUCUGAUCUGGAUGAGAUCCCAAGUGCUCACACGAUUAAUCUCCUUCGAUGGUGUGACGAUAUUCCUCCUAUUCUUCAUCUUCAGCUGAAGAAUUACUUGUAUUCUUACGAGUAUCAUGUGGAUAACAAGAGCUGGAGGGCUUCCAUUCAUAGGUAUCGAACUGGGAAGACUCGAUAUGCUCAUUACAGACAGUCGGAUGUUCUUCUCGCUGAUUCAGGGUGGCAUUGCAGCUUUUGCUUUCGGUACAUUAGUGACUUUGUGUUUAAGAUGAAAGCUUACAGCCAUUACGACAGGGUGAGAUUCUCACAUUACUUGGAUCCAAAGAGAGUUCAGGAUGUGAUCUGUAAGGGUGCGGAUUUGUUUGAUAUGCUACCUGAGGAGUACACAUUCAAGGAGAUCAUUGGGAAGAUGGGUCCUAUACCAAGGACUUUCUCAGCAGUUCACCUUCCUGCAUUCUUAUUGAACAAUGCUGAGAAAUACAAGUAUCUUUUGCCUGGGAACUGCAAGAGAGAAAGUGGCUGAAGUUUGAAGUGGAGUAGGGCUUCUUUUGUAGACUUCACAGGGAAUGCCGAGGUUGGUGUUUUGCACAGGCGAGAAGGCAAAUGUUCAGAAAAUAGACGAGCCAUGGCGUGGAACUGCUACAAGUAUACCUUACAAGGAUUGAGACAUUGAACACCAUUCUUUUAGAGAGAGGUGCGCAAUCGAGAUUGAUGAUGAGAGGGGGGAAAUUUUGAAUGCUUGGACUUUGGAGGCGCUGCUGCUUCGACCAUGAAGUGGUAUAGAUUGUUCAUGUGGAGGAAGCUUGUUCGAGUGGGACAUAUCUUUAGGAGUUUCCCAAUGCAUUCCUUCCGCAGAGAGAUUAUUCUAGAUUACAGUUGACCUCUUCCAGGUUAUUUCUACAUGGGGUUCGACUUUCUUUAACGAAAAGAAUCAUAGCUAGAUUCAUGUUGUUUAUUCACUCUAAUUUUAUAGAAAUUGAUAUACAUGUUGGCCUCUUCCCUUCACCUUAUAUAAUAUAUUAACUAUGACUCAUUUCGUCAUUGAACUACUCUGAGCUUUUAUUAUCCUUUUGUUAGCUAUGAUGAUUCUCGUCUUUUUUCCCCCUGUAAUUUCUAUCACUAGAAUUUCAACAAGUGUAGGAAUGACAUUUCUGGAUGAGAUGUUCUUUGAGUGCCUUGUAUAGUUUUCUGCUUGUCAUGUUUCCUUAAUCUUCUUAGUUUGAGAUGCAUGUGGCAAAGCUUAGUCUGUUUAAUAUUUUUUUUUUUUUGUAUUUUUAGGCAGAUCAGUGGCUGAAAGCAUAUUCUGCAAGUAUAUUAAUCUAUAUUCUGGACUCAGUCAAGUCCACAUGCAGUGAAACUCCCCAAUAGACAUUCUUAGGGUUAAAAAAACUCCCUCUGGCUUACUCUGAUAGUGCCAAGCCUGCAACUUUCACUCUCUUUCUUAAGCCUAGAUCACAAAGGAAAAUUAGGCAGUUAGGUGUCAGAAUCCGGAAAGCCAGAGGAUUCCUUGUUGCUUGUGUCUAUUGCCAAAGGGGCUGUCCUAACUGCUUAUGCAGUUGGGAAAUUUCAGGACCCUUCUCUUUCCCCUUUUAAAAGUGGAACAUUAUAGCCUGUCUGUUUAAGGGUCUUGCUUGUUUUAGCUGCUACUAGACGCGUCCUUAAGCAAGAGUGCUGAACAGGGGAACCUAGAGGUUUCCUUCUUUCUUCAUCUACUAGGAAAACUUGUGUGGAAUUUCACUUCUCUUGGUCUCUUGCCUUAAAAUGGUGACAGAUGAGAGAAUGACAAAAGCAUUUCACCCUUUACAGGGGGUUUGGUGAAGUGUCGUUGCGAUAUUGGAAUGAGAGAGAUCUCUGGAGCUGUGGAGGGGGCAAAGAAACCGUUGGGAAGAAAUGGCGGUUUGUUUGUGUGCUGAUUCUGUAGAGAGUAGUAAAUGGUGAGUUUUGUUUGGUUGGGCGGUUAGGUGGACGGUUGGGUUGGUUGGUGAAUUGGUUUAUGCUGUUUUAGCCUUUUUGGGGCAAAUUGAGUGGUGGAAAAGGAAAAGAGAUGAUGGAUUGAUGGGGACCUUUUGUGUUUAGAUGGAAGAAUUAAUAAUGGUGCUGUGGUGUCAUCAAACAAUAGAAUCUGUUGGUAUGGUGGAAGAAUUGUAAUUCACAUUUUGAAAAGUGGAUGUACAUUGCCGGGCCGUACAAGACAUUUUGUUGUAGGGUUUGUGCUAUCCAAACCUUAGUAUGAUUAAACAUAGUGAGUUUCAUAUGAGGAUUUUUAAUGAUUAUCGAUAUGAAUGUCAAAAAGCAUAAAAGGUUGGUCCCGAU